Molecule: messenger RNA, 3137 nt
Organism: Poecilia latipinna (sailfin molly)
Lineage: Eukaryota; Metazoa; Chordata; Actinopteri; Cyprinodontiformes; Poeciliidae
Product: cytosolic sulfotransferase 2-like
Exons: 8
Coding region: 463-1344 (293 amino acids)
Molecular function (GO): sulfotransferase activity
Source: RefSeq, a predicted model, not a curated record
GCUGUAAAAGAUCAAGAAUUCGUUUGGCAAAUGCUUUUGACAGAUUGACAGAUUUGCUUCCUUAUGAACACAGUUUGGCGCGUUAAUGUAAUUUCAAAACAGUUCCUGUAUCGGUCACGUGACUUGCUGAAACCAAUACGCGCACCGACGCGGGUUUUGGUCUAUGGGCUUCACACAUGCGCCGGACCCAUCACUAGUGAAAGGUUAAUCUUUGUCAACCACUGAAAAAUAGAUACUUGUGUCAAAUCUUUGACAUUUUUAUGGUAAAAUAUUAUUGAAAGCAGAAUACCUUUGGACACUGAUGCAACCAUCUGAACUGAAAAGGACCUGCUCUAGAUAAGGACCGAACUUUGCGCUGCUUAGGAGCCACACAAGGACGAAACAUUCAGGGCUUGGUCUGAUUGUUUCCAGUGCUACAACAAAGUUUGUUUGUUCCUAAAAGGUUUAAGACACACCCAGCAGAUGGAGUUCCCAGAUAGACCUACAUUGUUCGACUUCAAUGGAGUCUCCAUGACCAAAUACUUCACUGACAACUGGGAUAAUAUACAGAGCUUCAAAGCAAGGCCAGAUGAUAUUGUGUUGGUGAGCUAUCCCAAAGCAGGAAACACAUGGGUCUCCUACAUCCUGGACCUUUUGUACUUCAGCCAAACAUCACCUGACAGAGAGAACUCGGUGCCACUUCAUGAAAGAGUGCCAUUUCUGGAGAUCAGCAUACCGGGGUUUCCCUCUGGAGUGGAUGAACUGAAUUCAAUAAACAGCUUUCCACGCAUUAUCAAGACACACCUACCAGUCCAGUUUCUUCCCCAGUCCUUCUGGGAACAGAAUUCCAAGAUCAUCUAUGUAGCCCGCAAUGCAAAGGACACAGUUGUGUCUUAUUUUCAUUUUGACCGCAUGAAUAAGGCCCAGCCAGAGCCUGGAGACUGGAACAGUUUUCUGCAGAGAUUUGUGGAUGGAAAAAUGGUCUUUGGUUCCUGGAAUGACCAUGUGGGAGGUUGGUGGGAGAAGACAAAGACCAGAUCUAACAUCCUGUACCUGUUCUACGAGGAUCUCAUUGAGGAUACUGAACGAGAAGUCAGCCGGAUCUGCUCCUUUCUGGAACUGUCAUCCAGCACGGAUCUGAAGAAAGAAGUAACAGAAAAGUCUCUCUUCAACAACAUGAAACACAACAAGAUGGCCAACGGUUCAGCUGAUGAAGUCUUGGAUUUCAAGAUCUCACCUUUUAUGCGCAAAGGAAAAGUUGGUGACUGGAAGAAUCAUUUCACUGUUAAACAGAAUGAGCAGUUUGAUGAAGACUAUCAAAGGAAGAUGAGAAAUACUGAUCUCCGCUUUCGAACAGUUCUGUAACCUCCCAGUGACAGUAUUACCACCGAACGCAAAUAAAAACAAUCAUAAGAACUUAAGGAUUUUAGGUUUUUAUUUAAGUUCAUAUGUGAAAAGCAGCAGGAAAUACAUGAACAAAGAGUUCAAUGAGCAAAGUAAACAGACUGCACUGCACAGGGAACAUUAUAUGUAUUUUCUAUGGCACAUACUGCUUCACGGGACAACCCUGAGGGAGCUGGAGGAACCACAGUAGCCAUUUAGAGAAGUCCUCGUACAGUGAAAUAAUACCGGCUCAUUGGAAUGUCGACGGCAACAAAAAAGACGCACCGCACUGUAAAAAAAACUCAACAAGCAUCUCACAUCAGUAGGAGGUACUGCAGGUCAGACAAAAGUAAUUAGAAAACGAGUGAUGAAUCAUCUGCAAAGAGGAAAAAGGCAUCAGGAACUAGACUUAAUGACAAUAUCUUUAAAUUCUUAUUUGUCUAACAAUACACACUGAAAAUGCAACGAGAGCAAAAAAUGGAUUCAAAAGAAUAAACAGACUAUACACAUGGCUCAACAAACAUGUCUUAUAUGAACAGAAACAAAGCAAAAAUCUACAUCCAACAAAUUUAGAUUAUCUAGACACUUUAUAAAACUUGCAAUAAUAUAACAGACCUUUCUAUAUUAAGUAUCAACCCCAAAACUACCUGUUCAUCUCAACAGGUAAAGUCAUCUGCACAGCUCAUGAGCAAUAUCUGUGCUCAGGUUGGAGUCUUGCUAGUUCAAGUUCACAAAGCCUGAAAGUCUAAAGCAAACUUCUUUACCCUGUAAGUUUAGUUCAAGAUGCUAAAAUUGAUGCUGAAGAAAAUAAUUUAUGUCUACAAAAGAUGUUGUUUUGUUCAAAAAGUUAAGGACAUUAAGUCUAUAAAUGUAUGACUGUGAGCCAAAAUUAAACUUUUAAUUCAUAAAUCUGGUGUUAUUUAUACCCCAAAGUGACUGGAUAGUUGCAACCCGAUCACAGAACAGAGGUGCAUUAAAAGCAACACACAUUUUCAGGUUUAGACUGUGUAACAUGUUUUUUAGUACACUUCCCUUGCAAUAUAUGACAAAAGUAGUGACAGAAUUUUCCAUGGAUAACUUUGCUAUCUGGAAUUAUAUAAUCAACUAAACUUGGCUGUGUCUUAUAGUAAUCCACAUUGAAUUGGUCUGUAAGGAACUGCAUUUGCAGCUAAUUUUAAAAUUUGAUUAUGCAUGGUAAUUUGGACUGAUUUGAAUAUAAACUGGAAGAAACUUGACUUAAUAAACUUGGAUAUGGAUUGGAGAUCCUUUUUAUGACCUUUGAUGGGAAUUGGUUCUUUAUAAGUAAAUUUCUGGGUUUACAUGAGGCAGAAGGACUGCUGAUGACUAACAAGUCUAUUGGCUAACUUGAGUACAUCUGACCUACUAAUUUAUGUGUGCUGGCCCCUUUUAAAUAAAUUAGAAAUUCAAUCUAAUUAAAAAUAAAGGAACUUAUUGUCUUAGGUAACAGUAGCACAUCCAGUUACUGUGUUCUUCGUUUAGCAAAGUUAUCAAUGUGUGUGUGUGUGUGUGUUGUUGUUUUUUUUUUAUUUUCUGACAUUAUUCUUGCAUCUGAGGAAGAGUUGAAGGCAAAUCCAUCUGUCCUCCGACUUUCAUCUAUCAGUCAGUUUGGGGGUUAAAAACAGGCUCAGAAUUGACACUUAUGAUACAUAAAUACUUUCUAUCUGUGCAGAAUUUUUCCUAAACUCGAAAAAGUAUUAUUUUUAAGGCAAAUUUAUUUGACUAAAAUUUAUUUUGCCGAUACCUGUGAACUCAAU